Messenger RNA from Acipenser ruthenus (sterlet), 2630 nucleotides. It is a transcript of the gene itgb3bp, whose product is annotated as integrin subunit beta 3 binding protein. Bases 303 to 803 code for a protein of 166 amino acids. Gene Ontology annotation, biological process: regulation of DNA-templated transcription; CENP-A containing chromatin assembly. The transcript is spliced from 9 exons. Lineage: Eukaryota; Metazoa; Chordata; Actinopteri; Acipenseriformes; Acipenseridae. The record is from RefSeq and is a predicted model, not a curated record. Gene Ontology annotation, cellular component: nucleoplasm.
AUUUGAGUUCCUAUAUGCAAAUACUGUGAGUGUAGUGAUUUUGUUAAAUACAUUUAAAUUAAUUUGUCAUGUCUAGCUACAAUUUAACCAGUUUCGGCUGCAAUCUAUAUUUUUGUAAUUAGUGAUUUACUUUAUUAUUAUAAUUAUUUAAGUUGUACGGGUGGUACUUAGUUUCUUACGUGAUGAUGUUUAAGGUUGCACCGCGCCAAUUUACAAAAGCUGGCAGAGUAGAAAGUAAACAGUAAAAACGAUACAUUUUUACACUCUUCUGUGUAUCUUUUAAAUACAUAACGGACAAGAAGAUGUCUAGAAUACCGGUAAAACGAGCGCUCCAGUUACUAGAUGAAACUACAGGAGAAAAUAAGAAUAAUGAAGAGACGCCGGCGAAAAAGCAACGCCGAACUGGUACUGGAACAUUUUCUCCAAUGACUGGCACCUGUCACUUGAGUCUUAUGUCAACACCUCCGGCUGUCAGCAAAGGUGUCGAUGAAGCCCGAUCAAGGGGCAUGUACCACAAGUCACAAAUGGACAACUCAAAUGCAUUGAGGUCCAAAGUGGAAAAGUGUGUGCAGGCGUUUCAGGAUGCCAGGAGUCAGCUGAAGCACUUGCAGGCACUGGAGGGCAGCAGCGAGCUGGGGAAUUUCUUCAGAAGAGGGUCUGCUGACUUGGAGGCCGAACUCCUCAAAAACAGAGAGCUGGUGGCACAAGUUGAGAAAGGGCUCAAACAGACUGGGACUGGACCACCGAAAGCCAUGAUUCCAUUUGGAAGCAGUUACGAAUUCCUAAAAUCCAUCCUCAAUUAAGAUCCAAGGUGUCGGAUGAGCUUCGAUGCAAGCCUUGAAGACUGGAUACAUGCAUUGAGUAAAAUAAAUAAAUAAAGCGUUCUGUUUUGAUUUUUAUUAGAAAACCAUCCAAGGACAUUGCACACGUUUCUUUUUUUAAUAAGAUUUAAAUAUCCAAGAAGAAAAAGUAAAAACCUAGAUAGAUAAAAUAUAGUUUCACAUAAAAAUGCUAUAGACCUUUGUUUCACAGUUAAAAUAAUAAUGGUGGUGUUUGACACAAACAUUGUGACAAUAGUAAUAACAUAAAUCAGUAAAAUGCAGGCUCAAGGCAAACUGUAAGGGCGGCUGCUGGCAAGCUGGUGGGAGCAGCAGACGACCGGUGCAACAGCUGCUCCUGCACAGAAACAUUUCCUAUUUCUGCCCAAGGAGGAUCGUAUGACUCUCACUUUAUCACCCUUAGAGGCCAUCUGAAGGACAAAGCAGAUACAACCCGUAAACACAACUAAUGUUUUUAUAUAGUGGGCAGAAGGGAAAACAACUUCGCAAAGGCAUCCCGUGAACGUGACAAGGGGACGGCAAGCAGAGACUGCAAACGAUUGUCCUGUCAGUGGCAUUGAGGGCAGCAGUAACCCUACUCCACCCGUCCAGAAUCACAAGGAGAGUUCCCUCUGCCGGGCCGUGGCUGGCAUCGUCAUUCGCUCACAAUCCCACGUAUGCCGUUUUCCGAAGCAGCUCAGGACACUGAAUCCCGCUCUGCCUGUGAUCAUUCGUAAUAAAACCCAGUUAACAGAACAACUGGAGGUCAGAGCAGUGCACAGCCUCCUCCGACCCGACCCUGGUUGGAAUGGAUUAUUUUAUUUGUGUGCGUUUCACGUUAAAUAUCGAUUUCUAGUGGUUUUAUUAUUUCUUUCAUUUGACACUUGUUUUUUUUCUAUAUCUGUUACACUGUAACCCCAAAGUCAUUCUAAAAAAAAUAAAAUCAAGUUACAUUAACUUAAAAAUUCAAAUAUUAUUCAUAACGCUCAUCCAUUUUAAGUUCGUUGAACAUUCAAAUUUACUUUAGUUGUUCAAACGUAAAUGGUUUAAGUAGAAUCGGGACUCGAUUCCCAUCAGCCCUUGCAGGACUUGUACAAUUUGUUUUUGGACUUGUUUGUUGUUUAUUGUGUUGUUGUUUUGUGUAUGUGCGGUUGCACAAGUGUGUUGUGUUUGCUUGUCUCUUGUGCCCCUGCCUGCUCCCUUACAUGUUGUGUGUGGCCACCCCCCCAUUUGGUGGUCAGUCUGCGGAUGUGACCUCCCUCCCUUCUCCCUCUGCCUGGUUCCAGCACUUGGAAAUGUUGCCAUAAGCGCCUAAGCAGAAGUGAGGCACUGGCAGCUAAUAGAAUAGCUUGCUUGCACAUUCUGUUGCCUGAGCAAAAACUUUUUAUUGUUUAAAUGAAAUAACAAAUGUUCAAAUUAACUAUUGAGAAAUAAAUGUAACUCAAAUGGAUUAAGUUACGUGAAUGUACAUGUUAUGAGUUUAGUCAGCCCCACAGAAAGUUGUCGUAACAAAAACUAAAUGAGUAGCUAAACUUAAUUAUAUUAAGGCAAUGCGUUUACUCAUUAUUUUGGAGUAAACUUGACUUAUCAGGGUUUACAAUGUAUAUACUAUAUCAUAGUGUAAGCAGUUGCUAGCCACAGUAUAAUGACUCCUCUUCACCCUUCUAAUAUGUUCAGAAUUAGGUUCUGAACAUGGCAGAUGUAAAAUAUUCUCUGUGUGAACAGGUUCAUAACCCCGUGUUAGAAAAAGUCAAAACAUUUCCUUUAAAGCGAAGUGUGAACCUAGUCUUUUUGGGGUUCAAAUGUAUUCAG